This is a messenger RNA of Punctularia strigosozonata HHB-11173 SS5, 1194 nucleotides long. RefSeq names its product transaldolase. Bases 75 to 1052 code for a protein of 325 amino acids. The transcript has 7 exons. Gene Ontology annotation, molecular function: transaldolase activity. The record is from RefSeq and is a predicted model, not a curated record. Gene Ontology annotation, biological process: pentose-phosphate shunt; pentose-phosphate shunt, non-oxidative branch; carbohydrate metabolic process. NCBI's taxonomy places the organism in Eukaryota, Fungi, Basidiomycota, Agaricomycetes, Corticiales, Punctulariaceae. Gene Ontology annotation, cellular component: cytoplasm; intracellular anatomical structure.
CGACCCCAUCGUCACACCUUAUAAAGCCACGGCCGUCCUUAACUUCCUCACUUUCUAAGUAUCGAACAUCCAUCAUGACCACCUCACUUGACGCCCUCAAAGCAACUGGCACCGUCGUCGUCUCAGACUCCGGUGACUUCGAGAGCAUUGACGUUUACAAGCCCCAGGAUGCCACCACCAACCCCUCGUUGAUCUUGGCCGCAGCGAACAAGCCCGGCUACGCCCGACUGAUCGACAAUGCGGUCAAGGCGGCGAAGGAGAAGGGCGGCUCCCAUGAGGAGCAGGCCAACUUCGCGAUCGACCGCCUUCUUGUCGAGUUCGGCAAGGAGAUCCUCAACAUCAUCCCCGGUCGUGUCUCGACCGAGGUCGACGCCCGCUUGUCCUUCGACAAGGAGGGCACCAAGAAGAAGGCCAAGGAGCUCAUCGCUCUCUACGAGUCCCUCGGCAUCAAGAAGGAGCGCAUCCUCAUCAAGAUCGCGUCUACCUGGGAGGGUAUCCAGGCAGCUCGGGAGCUUGAACGCGACGACGGCAUCCAUUGCAAUCUCACGCUGCUCUUCGGCUUCGCACAGGCUGUAGCGUGCGCAGAGGCCGGUGUGACCCUCAUCUCGCCCUUCGUCGGCCGUAUCCUUGACUGGUACAAGAAGAACAAGCCAGGCCCCAACUACGAGGGCGAGAACGAUCCGGGUGUGCAAUCCGUGCAGAAGAUCUUCAACUACUACAAGCAGCAUGGUUACAAGACAAUCGUCAUGGGUGCCUCUUUCCGUAACAUCGGCGAGAUCAAGGCCUUGGCCGGUGUUGACUUCCUCACCAUCUCGCCCUCGCUCCUCGAGGAGCUCAAGAACUCGACCGACCCCGUGCCCAAGAAGCUCGACUCGCAAAACGCGAACCUCGUCCCGCUCCCCAAGGUCACAUUCGUCGACAACGAGCCCGACUUCCGAUGGGAGCUCCUCCAGGACCAGAUGGCGUUCGACAAGCUUCAUGAGGGCAUCAAGAAGUUCGCCGAGGACGGCCAGACGCUCAAGGAUCUUCUCGUCAAGAAGCUCUCGGCUUGAACGCGUUCUCGGUCGCCUUGUGCCGUGACAGCGGUUUUUCGGGGAUGUCGCGUUCUGAAUAUAGACAAGAAAAUGUACUACAGUCAAGAUCCUAUGGCAUCUUUGUAUAAUGGUCACACGUGAUAUGAUCGCAAUCGUUAAG